Molecule: messenger RNA, 979 nt
Organism: Carassius auratus (goldfish)
Lineage: Eukaryota; Metazoa; Chordata; Actinopteri; Cypriniformes; Cyprinidae
Exons: 8
Coding region: 106-864 (252 amino acids)
Source: RefSeq, a predicted model, not a curated record
GUGUGUGUGUGUGUGUGUGUCCUACACAUGCUCCAGUGCUCUCACAGCGCCGUCCUCUCCGUCUGCUCCUCCUCGGGUCUCUGCUCACCUCGAUGCAGGUGAGCGAUGGACGAAAGCACCUUUGAGACAUUUGAGGAAGAGCUCGGUAAACCACUGCAAGAAGUUCCUCCUCAGAAACCUUUCAGACAAGUGCGAACAGGAGGCAAAGCAGAGAUGUAUGCUCAGAGGAGGGUGCAAGAGGAAGCUCCAAACGUCCAGCAGGUCCCAAAGAUGAUUCCACGGGAACAUCCGGUCUCCGGCGCCACUGCGUCGUUACGCAAAGCUCUGUCCAUCCAGAAUCUGACGCAGAUCGAGACGCCGUGGGAGGGUGUGACGCUGAACAGAUGUCUGAUCGCGGUCAUAACCAUCCUGCUGCUGAGCUACGGUUUACAAAGAAUACACGAGGCCGUCCGAGGCCGUAAAGACGUUAGUGAAGAGCUCAUAGCACUAAACGACAGACACGCUCUGAUUAAAAGAGGGAAAAUAACACCGCAUGAGCCGGACACUUCCUUAUGGGACACAUUGUUCUGGUGGAUUGAUGAUGAUGAAGGCAAAUCCAAGAGAGUUUCCAGGGGCCUCAGACACAGGGCCCUUCCGGACCUCAGGCUCCUGAAGAAAAGAGACACAAAAUUCAGUGAGCGCAGAAGAAAAGGGAGACGAGAAAUAGAUGAGACUAAAGAGAGACGGACAAAAGAGAAAGAGAUGAAAGUCAAGGAAGUGGAAGAAGAGGAGGAGUACAUAGAGGAGAUGAAGAAACCAAAGAAACCAGCAAAAGAGAGCAAGCACAAACAGGGUGAAACACUUCUCCUUCAGUUAAUGAUAUAAAGGUAUAAUUUGGUGCUUUUUUUUUUUGCUUUGUACAAUCUGUAUCACCAAGUCAUAAGUCAUAAGCACUUUUUUUCACAAACCUCAUAUUCUGUUAGAGGACUUUAAAUAACAU